This is a messenger RNA of Lymnaea stagnalis (great pond snail), 6618 nucleotides long. NCBI's taxonomy places the organism in Eukaryota, Metazoa, Mollusca, Gastropoda, Lymnaeidae. The record is from the annotation of a GenBank genome assembly.
CUCGUCAGGAUCUCAGGUCAGUGUUAACUAAUGUCGAGUGGUCUAAAAGUCUUCAACAAGUUGAUUUUUGUUGAUGUAACAUGUUCUUCUGUGCUAUCACGAAAGUUGUUUCACUUUUAGAUAGAGACGAGUAACUCUUUUUAACAGUUUUGUUAAAGUUCUAGCAUCGGGCUGGGCCAGCAUAAAUUCUUGGUUCUACGAUUGCCUGGCAUUAGGUGAAGUUCCGGUAGGUGAUGAUGUGGCAUAUCAUAUAAUGAAUCACAAGCAUGUACAUUUAUUUGGGCGGAGCCUUGUCUUAAAUACAACGAUUGUUUUACAAAUAAAAAAAAAAGAAUUAAAAUUCCAUGAAGAUUUCUAUUUAUCGUAUAAAUUUUGGGCUCAGUCAUGACUACUUUUUUAGGAAAUUGCACAAAGUCUUAAAAUGAUAAAUAAAUUUGCAUAUUCCAACCCCCAACCCAAUUUUUUUCUGCCUCUUCCGCCUCUUCCGAGUGUCACUCUUCCUUUUCGCAUGCGUAUUCUUAGAGAUCUAGUCUUUAAGUGCUAUCAAUGAAAUGACUUUCACGUAUAAAGUAUAUUUUUAAAACGUAGAAUAGAGAUUUUUCCUUCAUAAGGAAAAUAGUUAUGAUCACUUGUUAACUAAUUGUUAAUAAAGAAGUGGGACGUUACUAAAAUAUUUGAAUGGAAACCCAUGUCAGGCAAUUAAUAUCAACAUUUUAAUGAGUAAUUUAUUUUUUAAAUACAUCUUUUUUUCUCUCUAGAUUUUGUAUAAGAUAGUCAUCCAUAAUGAAUAUCUUCCUCCUUGUCCUGUCUCUGGUGGUGCUGUCAACAUUUGCUGACAAGUGCACCGAGAAGUGUGACAAAUGUGAAGAAGUUAAUAGGCAAGAGUGCUUGGCUGGCUUGGAGAUGGACCGGGAGUGCGGAUGUUGUGAAAUUUGCUCCAGGUUGGUCAGUUUAUCUCAGUUAACUAGCAAGAAUAACUAUUACUGGCGCCCAGUGAUGUCAGAAGUUGGGGGGAAGGGAGGGCAGUCUGCCCCAGGUGGCUUUUUCCUUAUAUGGAGGUGCAGCCAGUGGCAUAGCUUGGGUUAGUGCCACCCAGGGCGGGUCAAAAUCUUUUACCCAUGCCAUUGGCUGAAAGUGCCACCCCUUCAUAGAUAGAAAAGAGUGCCGCCAGGGGCAGACUGGCCACUCCCCACCCCCUUCCUACAUCACUGAGGGCGUCAUUUUUUGGCAACCUGAGGAGUUUUUUUUCAUCAAAGGGUUGAGCUACAAAAACCUUGGCUGCACCACUGACCAAGGUAGCUAUUGCGUCUAGGAUUGUAAUGUGCCUAGGUUUGUGAUGAGCCUAGGAUUGUGGUGUGAAUAGGAUUGUGAUGUGAAUAGGAUUGUGAUGUGCCAAGAUUGUGAUGUGCCUAGGAUUGUGAUGUGCCUAGGUUUGUGAUGUGCCUAGGAUUGUGAUGUGAAAAGGAUUGUGAUGUGAAAAGGAUUGUGAUGUGAAAAGGAUUGUGAUGUGCCUAAGAUUGUGAUGUGAAAAGGAUUGUGAUGUGCCUAGGAUUGUGAUGUGAAAAGGAUUGUGAUGUGAAUAGGAUUGUGAUGUGAAUUGGAUUGUGAUGUGAAUAGGAUUGUGACGUGCCUAGGAUUGUGAUGUGCCUAGGUUUGUGAUGUGCCUAGGAUUGUGAUGUGAAAAGGAUUGUGAUGUGAAAAGGAUUGUGAUGUGCCUAGGAUUGUGAUGUGAAAAGGAUUGUGAUGUGCCUAGGAUUGUGAUGUGAAAAGGAUUGUGAUGUGAAAAGGAUUGUGAUGUGUCUAAGAUUGUGAUGUGAAAAGGAUUGUGAUGUGAAAAGGAUUGUGAUGUGCCUAGGAUUGUGAUGUGAAAAGAAUUGUGGUGUGCCUAGGAUUGUGAUGUGAAAAGGAUUGUGAUGUGAAAAGGAUUGUGAUGUGCCUAGGAUUGUGAUGUGAAAAGAAUUGUGGUGUGCCUAGGAUUGUGAUGUGAAAAGGAUUGUGAUGUGCCUAGGAUUGUGAUGUGAAAAGAAUUGUGGUGUGCCUAGGAUUGUGAUGUGAAAAGGAUUGUGAUGUGCCUAGGAUUGUGAUGUGAAUAGUAUUGUGAUGUGCCUAGGAUUGUGAUGUGAAUAGUAUUUUGAUGUGCCUAGAAAUGUGAUGUGCCUAGUAUUGUGAUGUGAAAAGGAUUGUGAUGUGCCUAGGAUUGUGAUGUGCCUAGAAUUGUGAUGUGAAUAGUAUUUUGAUGUGCCUAGGAUUGUGAUGUGAAAAGGAUUGUAAUGUGCUUAGGAUUGUGAUGUGCCUAGGAUUGUGAUGUACCUACAGUUGUGAUGUGAAUAUGAGGAUUGUGAUGUGAAUAGGAUUGUGAUGUACCUAGGAUUGGAAUGUUUAUUAUUUUGAAUAGCUAAUAAUGAGCCCAAUGUAAUUUUUUUUAGUGUUCUGUUUUAGUAACUACCAGAAGCAACCUGAUGAUUAUAACUUGUGUUGCAAUCUUGACAAAUUUUAAUGUGUAAACACAAAUUUAUCUUUUUAAAUCUCCAUUUUAGGUAUGAAGGCCAAACAUGUGAUGUACCUAAUGCACCAUUCAAGCAUGGUCGAUGCGGAGAUGGCCUGGAGUGUAGGACAACCAGUACAGGAAGUUUGUGCCAAUGCGUGUGGGAAGAAAUUAUUUGUGGCAGUGAUGGAGUGACCUACAAGUGAGUGAUUCACAUUACUGAUUAAAUUAGAAUGCCAGACUUAUCACAAUUCUCAAAGGCAUUUAUUUUAGUUUCACUUGACACAUUAAUUUACCUAAUCAAAAUUAGAAUCUAAUAAAGAGGCACCCAAUUACGAUGCUACAACUAUAGUAAUUAUAGCUGGUUGACUUUUGUUCUCCCGUGAUUUAAUGUUAAAUGAAUGUUAUAUCUGUUUAACUGCAGUAAUCUUUGUCAGCUGAUCGCUGCUGCUGUACGUGAAAACAAACAUGACCAGCUUGAGGUUAAAUCUGUUGGACCAUGUGAACCAGGUAGUGAGACAUUAAUUACUGGAUAAUGUAUUACAUCUACUUUUACAAAGGAGGAAACAAAUUAAAAAGCUACGUAGUUUGCUUAAUUUUUUUAUGGAGGAUACAUAAAGUAUUGACAUAUGUUAUUUUUAGUCAAAUGAAAAGAAAAACACAUUAAUGUUUUCUCAUAAAUUUAUUUGAAACAUUUGGUCUAUCUGAUGCAGUAUCUUAAUGUGAAAAUUGAAACAUUUUUGAUUGAAAGCUUUACUUAAGUGUAAAAUGCAAAAUACAUUUUUAUCAUUUUUUCCAUGAAUAAAAUUUUAAUGUAAUUUAAAAAAAUAUAUAUAAAAUAAUUAAGAGAAAUACUUCUAUGAUAUUUCAAAUUUUAAAAAAUUAGUUUAGACAUUCAAUGAUAAAUAUAUAACAUGUUAGAAAUCUGAAGAGUAAGUUUGUAAACUUCACAGGUGCCAAAAUUGUGACCAAGCCAGAAUAUGUUCGCAACCCAGCUAUGGAUAAUGUAACUCUUGCUUGUGAGGCCAUAGGAUACCCCACCCCCAUUAUUCGAUGGACCGUCACUAAAGCUAAUGGAAAAACUUAUGACAUGCCAGGUAUAUGAGGUUUCUAUUAACAUAUAUUCUGCAUUUAUGUACUAAGCUUAGCUUUCAGUUUUCUCUGUACCAAUUAGGUGUUUUUGCUUGAAUAUACACGUUUUAUUUUGCUGCUUAGGUGAUGAUAACCACAUUGUGAUUGCCUCAAGGGGUGGACCAGGAAAAUACCAGGUGACAGGAUGGCUUCAGAUUGAGAGUUUAAUGAAGCGUCAUGAAGGGGACUACACUUGUAUUGCACACAAUCAGCUCAAUGAAGAUAAAGCUAAGGCUAGGAUCAAAGUUAUUAAUUAAAAAAAGGUGACCAUAUUUGUAUUUAGAUAACCCAGUGGUCGGCAAAUUGUGGUUCAUGAGCCGCGUGGAGCUCUUUAGUGACCUAAUUAUGGCUCACAAAGAGAUUUUAACUCCAAAGAAACAUGGUUUUUGACAAGUUCUUGAAAAGAAAUUUGGCUCUCAAAAUUUUUUAAUCAUCCUGCUGCUGAUUUUUGGCUCUUUUGACUAAUGACUUUGCCGACCAUUGAGAUAAACUGAAGUUUGUUUAGACACCUUAAUGAUUAAAAUUAUUCAUAAGAUUUUAUUUAUUUUGGUCCCAUAUGAAUAAAACACUCUGCUCACCUGAAUGCUAAAAGACUAAAAAAAAUUUUUUACUCCCAUUAUCAAAUAUCUUAUAAUCAAAAUUGAUCACCACAUGAUGAGGUCAACUCUCAUGAAAAAAAAACAUUUUAAAAUAAAUUGUUCAUCAAGAAUUUAAUCAUAUUGUAAAGAUAUAACUCAGAGGUAAGUCAACAUUUAAAAUAGUUUUUGUAACUAAGAUUUCAUUUUCCCCCCUUAAAUGUUUUUUUUUUAAAGAUCAUUUUAUGGCUGCGACUAUUCGUACCCGGGUAACAAAAGUGAGAGGUUGGGAUUAAAAAACUAUUUAAAAUUUUAUUAUUGUUGGGUUUAUUAAACAAAAUGAGGUAUCAAAUGAAAGAUAAUUGAAUGGACUAUAUGUUUGUAAACUUACUUCUUCAGUUUAACUAAAACAAACUAACACAAAUGACAUCCGAAUAGCUCGAGUCUAAUGGUAUCCGGGUGCGAAUGGCGGCGCCGUGUGUCUGGGUCCAUUUUGAAUCAGUGCUAUUUAAAUGUCAUUUGUGGUAGUUUAUUUUAGUUAAAUUUAAGAAUUAAGUUUACAAACAUAUAGUUCAUUCAAUUAUCUUUCAUUUGAUACCUCAUUUGGUAUUACAAACUCAACAAUAAAAUUUUAAAUAACUUUUUAAUCCCAACCUCUCACUUCUGGUACCCGGGUACGAAUAGCCACUUGGUCAUUUUAUUGAAACCUUAUAGCAUUUUAAUCAUUUGAACACAAAGAAAUAUUUUUAAGACUAUUAUUUAAUAUUUUUUCUUAAAUUAUUUAGAUUGGAAUAUAUCUUGACAGCUUCAUCCACUGCAUCACAAGACAAAGUUAGAGAGCAUAUCAUGAAGUUUCAAUGGUCAAGUUUUACCUCUUUUACUCGGUGCUAAAAAAAAAUGUAGAUAUAUACUACUGAAAUAUGGUGCUACUUUUACUUAUCAUAUACAAAUGCCUUAGCAAGUGUUUACUAUUGAAACUUUUUUUUGUAUUUUUAUGCUUUAAAUUUUGUGCUUCUCUAUAAAAUAAUUUAAACAUAUAUUUUUUAAGGCUUUGAAAUUGAACUACCGGUACCCCUUAUAAAUGCAAUUUCUAACAAGUAACAGUUGAACUGUAUAUUAACUAAAUAUUUUUAUGGUAGAAAUAUUUAAAUUCCUUCCAAUAUAUUUGAAUUUCAAUGUAUAAUUUAACUUAAUACCAUUAAACUUAAAUAUUAUCCUUCAAUUGUUCCUUUCAUGAUGUAAAUGCACGUAGGGCCUACUAUAAAUCUCCAUCAUUAUCAGUACCAUUUGUCAAAAGAUAAAUAAAUAAAAUUAAAUAGAACUCAUAAAAAAGAUAUUCAUGAAAUAUCAUAUUGUGGAUAAAAAAGUGAUUGUUGUUCUGUACAUUUUUCCUUCUUUGUAUGUAUAAAUAAAAGCACUGCUGUUGGUUUACCUUGCUGUGCAUUUCCACACGUGCCAAAGUUUUCUUGAUGUAGAUUUCACAAGAUAGAUUUUAAUAGAUUAUAGAUAUAGUAUUAUGUUGGUAUCUUGCCCAAUAAUUUGCAAAAUUGUUGAAAAAUUUCAUUAUGUAAGAAAGAAACAUUUUGAUACAGCAUCUGAAACUACCCUUUAAUAUUUAUUUUUACCAUGAAAAUAUUAAUACAACAGAUUAAGCAGCUAAUUAAUAAUUUUGAGAGUUUGGAAAGGGAGGGUAAUUUUCUAAUAAGUAAGGGUUUUAUUUUAGCCUUCCAGCAUUGUCUCUUGAAUUAUAAGAAAUUUUUUAUAUUCUUAAGGUUAAUUUAAUUUUUGAACAGGUUUUGCUUGAGAGGAGCUUUCAGCAUAUGUUUCCUUUUUUAUUUGUAUUUGUAAACUGUGAUGUUUUUUGUAUUUUAACUUUGAAUGUGGUAACAUUUUCUUUUUAAGUAAAAUAAGUUGCUACAUGGCAGGUUAACAACGAAUUCAAAUGUCUUCCAGACUGAGUCAAAACUUCAUAAAUUUGUUGUAAUAAUUGUAUUUGAUAUUGACAUGGUAUCAAAAUUGUAAGUUUUUUUUCUCCAAAAUAAUAAAAAAGUGAGUGCAGUUUUAGUCUUUUCAUUCUUAAGUGUUCUAAUAAUAAUUUUGAUAAUGAGUUUUAUUGACACAUAAAUAUAGGCUACUCAGGCUUUUCAACUAUCCAUGUUGAAUGCUUACUAUGUAAAUUGUUCUAUGAAGUUAUGAAAUACAGCAAUGGUACUCAAUUUGGUUGUACAUUAUUAGCCUGCAACAGUCUGCAAGCCCUGCAAAAUAACAACUCAUAAAUUAGGUACAAGUUCCUGGUGUAAUGUGAAUCAUUCCUUAAACUAGAGGUUAAGACAAGGGACAAAAUUACUAGAAAGUAACUUUCUUUGCAUAUCUCAAAACUAAGAAAAAUGAAAAGAUUGUGGAAAACUUUGAGAAAUUAUGUUCAGG